AUGGAUUUAUCGUUCUUGCCCGUAGGAGGGGGGUUUACGACUGGUAAAUACACAUUCCCCUCAGCACGGGCCGCAAAAGUCCGCUCAUGCCCCCAGAAUCUUGUGCCUAAUGCGUUCGUCUGCAGGCUUGUUCUGCUGCAGCGUUCUGAUAGAAAAAAUAACGACAAUUUAGGCAGGCAUCUCUCAAGUGAAACCUUAACUGCGAAAAAAACUUUUUACAUUAAGUACUUAAUGAAGCAAUUAAUAAAGACAACUAACGACUCGCUAUAAAGAAUGGUUUUAUUUGUGUACCAACUGCAUAGGAUGAAUUUGACAUGGUUUGAUGCUACUCUGGUUUGAAAUUUAAUAAAUGUAACCGAGAAGCUACUCAGGAGAGCGGACUGUCUACCAUCUUCACUUGUUUCGAAGGCUGAGGAGAGAAAAUGUUUCUGCCGUCCUAGAGGUAAAUGGCUAUAAUAACCAUACUGCCAGAAACCAGUUACAUCUAAUAACACUCCUGACGAGAAGGAAACAGCGACUGGUUUUGCUGUAAUUCCUUACAUUUAG
This is a messenger RNA of Pocillopora meandrina, 546 nucleotides long. The record is from the annotation of a GenBank genome assembly. Lineage: Eukaryota; Metazoa; Cnidaria; Anthozoa; Scleractinia; Pocilloporidae.